AUGAAGAGGCUGUAAGACUUAUUUACUUCGCACGGAGGUAGAGACAAUCAUACCUCGAUUUAUAAUUUAUAGUAAUCACAACAUCCCAUCUUUGAUUCAAUUCAAUCCUCUCGUUCGAACCUCUCCCGGUUGAUUUCAUGACUUUACUCCUGAUCAAUAUUCACUCCUGACAAACGCCAAUUGAUCAAUUGAAGUAGGUAUUUAGGUAUUCAUUAACCAUUCAUUCAUCACCAUCCAUCCAUCUAUUCUAUCUACCAACACACCUCCUUCUCUACUCGGUCCUCGCACUAACAUUGCAUCCAUCAAUAGCUUCUACACCAUCACACUUUACCUCCGCAAUCGCUAUCUAAAUCGUCGAUUCGAUCUGCUACUUAUUAGUGCCCUGCCUCCUCAAAAUACCACGAAAACCCGAUUCUCCUGGGAUAGGCUACUAUGGUCAAAAAUAAGCCAUCAACCACUCUCCUUCACAAAACAACAAUUCCGAAGGAGACAACGACUACGGGAAUGUCUUCUAACAUGUCGAAUGAGACGAUGGCGCAAGAAGCGGAUGCAAAUGUAUCCUAUGACAUGCCUUAUCUUCACAAGAUAGCAGCUGCUCAAGAGACAGCCGCUCAAGAGGCGCUUCUCCAGGAGAUAGCUUGGAGAGAAGCGGAUCGUACAAGAACAUCUUAUGCCAUACCCCCUUUAUCCGCCGCCCUUUACAAAAUGAGAGAGAAGCAGGAGAUGGGUUCGCAAGGUGCAGCUCUGCCAAGCAUGUCCUCUAACAAAUCUCAAAAACUACCGAUUCGCAGCCUCAAAGCAAUCGUCCCGGGAGAGCACGAAAAUCAAAGAGUACAGAAUCUAGAAACAUAUCAGGUUGAAGAGCAAAACGCACUUGAGCGAAUGUCAAGUCUUGAUAAUCCUACCAACAGCAAAGGAGCCCAAUCGAGUAUGGAAGUCGACAAUGCUCCUGACGAGACAUUAUAUGAGACGAUGAAGAAAUCUAAUGGACCUUCAUCAAUCAAAACCGCAAGCGGUAUUGAGACUAGUCAUGAAACUUUGUUUAGAGAAUACUGUGAGUAUCUAGAAAGAAACUCGUUGGCUGCAAAAGCUAUAAUAGCUAAGAGAGCAAAAAUCGCAAAAGAAGAGACCAGGCUCAAGGGAGCUGGGGAUUAUGCAGAACCAUUCAUAAACUUUAUGACAGAAAAUCCAACGGUAUGGCAUGCUAUCCAAUACUGGGAGAACAAGUUGGAGAAAGCUGGGUUUUCCAAGGUAAGUUCACCUACUAUUCCAUCUUGACAACUCAGGACACUUGAGCCUAAAAAGCACAAAUGCUAAAAAUGUGCUGUUUCCAGCUCUCCCCACGGGAACCGUGGAAUGAUAUACUUGAGCCCAAUGGAAAAUACUACUUGAAUCGUAACGGUACAUCCUUAAUUGCAUUCUCCGUUGGUGGCGCCUACAAAUCUGGAAAUGGAAUCGCAAUGGUCGCAGCACACUCAGAUUCACUUACAGCUCGUCUCAAGCCCAUCAGUACGAAAAACAACAAGGCUGGAUACGUACAACUUGGAGUUGCUCCUUAUGCUGGUGCUUUGAAUGAAACAUGGUGGGACAGAGAUCUUGGUAUUGGUGGUAGAGUUUUGGUCCGGGAUGAAUCUGGAUCCAUUUCCCAAAAGUUGGUAAAAUUGGAUUGGCCAAUUGCACGUAUCCCAACUCUUGCUCCUCAUUUCGGUGUUGGAAUGUUUGGUCAGAAUAACAAAGAAACACAACUCGUGCCAAUUAUUGGACUCGAUAAUUCAGAUUUAUCCUCGUCCUCACCUGAGACAUUUCAAACAUCAGCCAUAUCGGGUGCGAAAUCAUCCUUCAUCUCCACUCAACCACCAAAACUGGUCAAUCUCAUUGCCAAAGAAUUGGGCAUUGAAAACAAGGCAGCCAUCAUCAACUGGGAACUCGAACUCUUUGACACUCAACCAGCUCAACUCGGUGGUCUCGAGAAGGAUUUGAUCUUCUCAGGACGUAUCGAUGAUAAAGUUUGUUCCUGGUCAUCAAUCGAAGCACUAAUUUCCAGCUCUUCCUCCGAAAAAUCCAAAUCCUCGGGUAUUAUCUCCAUGGUUGGUCUCUUCGACGAUGAAGAAAUUGGCUCUCUUCUACGCCAAGGUGCAAAUAGCAAUUUCCUUCCAGGAACAGUAGAACGUAUUGUGGAAAGUUUCAAUUAUUCCACAUAUAGCCCUAAUGUUCUAAUGGAAACAUACGCUAAAUCUUUCCUCGUCUCGUUUGACGUUACACAUGCUACGAACCCUAAUUUCCUCGAAAAAUACCUCGAGAAUCAUGCUCCUAGACUCAACGUGGGACUUACCGUUGGAGUUGAUAGUAACGGGCAUACAACUACGGAUUCUGUCUCAACGGCUAUUUUCCAGAGGUUAGCAGAGAAGUGUGGACAGAAACUUCAAACGUUUAUGAUUAGAAACGAUUCUAGAUCUGGAGGUACUGUAGGACCCAUGUUGAGUUCUAAAAUGGGAGUUAGAGCUAUUGAUGUGGGAAUUCCACAAUUGAGUAUGCAUAGUAUUCGGGCGACAACCGGAAGCAAGGAUCCAGGAUUAGGAGUUAAGAUGAUUGAGGGUGUCUUUGAUGGGUGGGAGGAUGUGGAUGCUCAAUUUGCUGCUGGUAAUGGAUGGUAAAGGUGGUGAGAAAGAUGUUUAGUGUUGGAAAUCUAUCCACUCAAUGAAGGUAAUAGCGUUGAAUUUGGUGGAUAUGAGUAAAUGGGUGAUGAUAUAAGACACAUACAUUGAAUCAUGUGAGUGGGAGUAGGAGGGGAUUAUUUCGUUUUAUUUUCAUGUAUGGAUGGUAUCGGGAUGAUGGAAGAGGUAGAAUAUAUUGCUUUAGAUAAUUCGUAGAUUAGAUAAAACUGUUUUCUAUCUACACAACUGUGUUACAUAUCCUUUC
Messenger RNA from Sclerotinia trifoliorum, 2919 nucleotides. Lineage: Eukaryota; Fungi; Ascomycota; Leotiomycetes; Helotiales; Sclerotiniaceae. The record is from the annotation of a GenBank genome assembly.